AUGCCAACUUUCCAGAAGCACCUCAGGAGGAGACUUCUCAGCAAUAGGCUCAAGACGUAUGCCAACUUUCCAGAAGCACCUCAGGAGGAGGCUUCUCUCAGCAAUAGGCUCAAGACGUAUGCCAACUUUCCAGAAGCACCUCAGGAGGAGGCUUCUCUCAGCAAUAGGCUCAAGACGUAUGCCAACUUUCCAGAAGCACCUCAGGAGGAGGCUUCUCUCAGCAAUAGGCUCAAGACGUAUGCCAACUUCCCAGAAGCACCUCAGGAGGAGGCUUCUCUCAGCAAUAGGCUCAAGACGUAUGCCAGCUUCCCAGAAGCACCUCAGGAGGAGGCUUCUCUCAGCAAUAGGCUCAAGACGUAUGCCAACUUCCCAGAAGCACCUCAGGAGGAGGCUUCUAUCAGCAAUAGGCUCAAGACGUAUGCCAACUUCCCAGAAGCACCUCAGGAGGAGGCUUCUCUCAGCAAUAGGCUCAAGACGUAUGCCAACUUCCCAGAAGCACCUCAGGAGGAGGCUUCUCUCAGCAAUAGGCUCAAGACGUAUGCCAACUUCCCAGAAGCACCUCAGGAGGAGGCUUCUCUCAGCAAUAGGCUCAAGACGUAUGCCAACUUCCCAGAAGCACGUCAGGAGGAGGCUUCUCUCAGCAGUAGGCUCAAGACGUAUGCCAACUUCCCAGAAGCACCUCAGGAGGAGGCUUCUCUCAGCAGUAGGCUCAAGACGUAUGCCAACUUCCCAGAAGCACCUCAGGAGGAGGCUUCUCUCAGCAGUAGGCUCAAGACGUAUGCCAACUUCCCAGAAGCACCUCAGGAGGAGGCUUCUCUCAGCAAUAGGCUCAAGACGUAUGCCAACUUCCCAGAAGCACCUCAGGAGGAGGCUUCUCUCAGCAGUAGGCUCAAGACGUAUGCCAACUUCCCAGAAGCACCUCAGGAGGAGGCUUCUCUCAGCAGUAGGCUCAAGACGUAUGCCAACUUCCCAGAAGCACCUCAGGAGGAGGCUUCUCUCAGCAGUAGGCUCAAGACGUAUGCCAACUUCCCAGAAGCACCUCAGGAGGAGGCUUCUCUCAGCAAUAGGCUCAAGACGUAUGCCAACUUCCCAGAAGCACCUCAGGAGGAGGCUUCUCUCAGCAGUAGGCUCAAGACGUAUGCCAACUUCCCAGAAGCACCUCAGGAGGAGGCUUCUCUCAACAGUAGGCUCAAGACGUAUGCCAACUUCCCAGAAGCACCUCAGGAGGAGGCUUCUCUCAGCAGUAGGCUCAAGACGUAUGCCAACUUCCCAGAAGCACCUCAGGAGGAGGCUUCUCUCAGCAGUAGGCUCAAGACGUAUGCCAACUUCCCAGAAGCACCUCAGGAGGAGGCUUCUCUCAGCAGUAGGCUCAAGACGUAUGCCAACUUCCCAGAAGCACCUCAGGAGGAGGCUUCUCUCAGCAGUAGGCUCAAGACGUAUGCCAACUUCCCAGAAGCACCUCAGGAGGAGGCUUCUCUCAGCAAUAGGCUCAAGACGUAUGCCAACUUCCCAGAAGCACCUCAGGAGGAGGCUUCUCUCAGCAGUAGGCUCAAGACGUAUGCCAACUUCCCAGAAGCACCUCAGGAGGAGGCUUCUCUCAGCAGUAGGCUCAAGACGUAUGCCAACUUCCCAGAAGCACCUCAGGAGGAGGCUUCUCUCAGCAGUAGGCUCAAGACGUAUGCCAACUUCCCAGAAGCACCUCAGGAGGAGGCUUCUCUCAGCAAUAGGCUCAAGACGUAUGCCAACUUCCCAGAAGCACCUCAGGAGGAGGCUUCUCUCAGCAGUAGGCUCAAGACGUAUGCCAACUUCCCAGAAGCACCUCAGGAGGAGGCUUCUCUCAGCAGUAGGCUCAAGACGUAUGCCAACUUCCCAGAAGCACCUCAGGAGGAGGCUUCUCUCAGCAAUAGGCUCAAGACGUAUGCCAACUUCCCAGAAGCACCUCAGGAGGAGGCUUCUCUCAGCAGUAGGCUCAAGACGUAUGCCAACUUCCCAGAAGCACCUCAGGAGGAGGCUUCUCUCAGCAGUAGGCUCAAGACGUAUGCCAACUUCCCAGAAGCACCUCAGGAGGAGGCUUCUCUCAGCAGUAGGCUCAAGACGUAUGCCAACUUCCCAGAAGCACCUCAGGAGGAGGCUUCUCUCAGCAAUAGGCUCAAGACGUAUGCCAACUUCCCAGAAGCACCUCAGGAGGAGGCUUCUCUCAGCAAUAGGCUCAAGACGUAUGCCAACUUCCCAGAAGCAUCUCAGGAGGAGGCUUCUCUCAGCAGUAGGCUCAAGACGUAUGCCAACUUCCCAGAAGCACCUCAGGAGGAGGCUUCUCUCAGCAUUAGGCUCAAGACGUAUGCCAACUUCCCAGAAGCACCUCAGGAGGAGGCUUCUCUCAGCAAUAGGCUCAAGACGUAUGCCAACUUCCCAGAAGCACCUCAGGUGGAGGCUUCUCUCAGCAGUAGGCUCAAGACGUAUGCCAACUUCCCAGAAGCACCUCAGGAGGAGGCUUCUCUCAGCAAUAGGCUCAAGACGUAUGCCAACUUCCCAGAAGCACCUCAGGAGGAGGCUUCUCUCAGCAGUAGGCUCAAGACGUAUGCCAACUUCCCAGAAGCACCUCAGAAGGAGGCUUCUCUCAGCAAUAGGCUCAAGACGUAUGCCAACUUCCCAGAAGCACCUCAGGAGGAGGCUUCUCUCAGCAGUAGGCUCAAGAUGUAUGCCAACUUCCCAGAAGCACCUCAGGAGGAGGCUUCUCUCAGCAAUAGGCUCAAGACGCAUGCCAACUUCCCAGAAGCACCUCAGGAGGAGGCUUCUCUCAGCAGUAGGCUCAAGACGCAUGCCAACUUCCCAGAAGCACCUCAGGAGGAGGCUUCUCUCAGCAGUAGGCUCAAGACGUAUGCCAACUUCCCAGAAGCACCUCAGGAGGAGGCUUCUCUGAGCAGUAGGCUCAAGACGUAUGCCAACUUCCCAGAAGCACCUCAGGAGGAGGCUUCUCUCAGCAGUAGGCUCAAGACGUAUGCCAACUUCCCAGAAGCACCUCAGGAGGAGGCUUCUCUCAGCAAUAGGCUCAAGACGCAUGCCAACUUCCCAGAAGCACCUCAGGAGGAGGCUUCUCUCAGCAGUAGGCUCAAGACGUAUGCCAACUUCCCAGAAGCACCUCAGGAGGAGGCUUCUCUCAGCAGUAGGCUCAAGACGUAUGCCAACUUCCCAGAAGCACCUCAGGAGGAGGCUUCUCUCAGCAGUAGGCUCAAGAUGUAUGCCAACUUCCCAGAAGCACCUCAGGAGGAGGCUUCUCUCAGCAAUAGGCUCAAGACGCAUGCCAACUUCCCAGAAGCACCUCAGGAGGAGGCUUCUCUCAGCAGUAGGCUCAAGACGCAUGCCAACUUCCCAGAAGCACCUCAGGAGGAGGCUUCUCUCAGCAGUAGGCUCAAGACGUAUGCCAACUUCCCAGAAGCACCUCAGGAGGAGGCUUCUCUGAGCAGUAGGCUCAAGACGUAUGCCAACUUCCCAGAAGCACCUCAGGAGGAGGCUUCUCUCAGCAGUAGGCUCAAGACGUAUGCCAACUUCCCAGAAGCACCUCAGGAGGAGGCUUCUCUCAGCAGUAGGCUCAAGACGUAUGCCAACUUCCCAGAAGCACCUCAGGAGGAGGCUUCUCUCAGCAAUAGGCUCAAGACGCAUGCCAACUUCCCAGAAGCACCUCAGGAGGAGGCUUCUCUCAGCAGUAGGCUCAAGACGUAUGCCAACUUCCCAGAAGCACCUCAGGAGGAGGCUUCUCUCAGCAGUAGGCUCAAGACGUAUGCCAACUUCCCAGAAGCACCUCAGGAGGAGGCUUCUCUCAGCAGUAGGCUCAAGACGUAUGCCAACUUCCCAGAAGCACCUCAGGAGGAGGCUUCUCUCAGCAGUAGGCUCAAGACGUAUGCCAACUUCCCAGAAGCACCUCAGGAGGAGGCUUCUCUCAGCAGUAGGCUCAAGACGUAUGCCAACUUCCCAGAAGCACCUCAGGAGGAGGCUUCUCUCAGCAGUAGGCUCAAGACGUAUGCCAACUUCCCAGAAGCACCUCAGGAGGAGGCUUCUCUCAGCAGUAGGCUCAAGACGUAUGCCAACUUCCCAGAAGCACCUCAGGAGGAGGCUUCUCUCAGCAGUAGGCUCAAGACGUAUGCCAACUUCCCAGAAGCACCUCAGGAGGAGGCUUCUCUCAGCAGUAGGCUCAAGACGUAUGCCCACUUCCCAGAAGCACCUCAGGAGGAGGCUUCUCUCAGCAAUAGGCUCAAGACGUAUGCCAACUUCCCAGAAGCACCUCAGGAGGAGGCUUCUCUCAGCAGUAGGCUCAAGACGUAUGCCCACUUCCCAGAAGCACCUCAGGAGGAGGCUUCUCUCAGCAAUAGGCUCAAGACGUAUGCCAACUUCCCAGAAGCACCUCAGGAGGAGGCUUCUCUCAGCAGUAGGCUCAAGACGUAUGCCAACUUCCCAGAAGCACCUCAGGAGGAGGCUUCUCUCAGCAGUAGGCUCAAGACGUAUGCCAACUUCCCAGAAGCACCUCAGGAGGAGGCUUCUCUCAGCAGUAGGCUCAAGACGUAUGCCAACUUCCCAGAAGCACCUCAGGAGGAGGCUUCUCUCAGCAGUAGGCUCAAGACGUAUGCCAACUUCCCAGAAGCACCUCAGGAGGAGGCUUCUCUCAGCAGUAGGCUCAAGACGUAUGCCAACUUUCCAGAAGCACCUCAGGAGGAGGCUUCUCUCAGCAGUAGGCUAAAGACGUAUGCCAACUUCCCAGAAGCACCUCAGGAGGAGGCUUCUCUCAGCAAUAGGCUCAAGACGUAUGCCAACUUCCCAGAAGCACCUCAGGAGGAGGCUUCUCUCAGCAGUAGGCUCAAGACGUAUGCCAACUUCCCAGAAGCACCUCAGGAGGAGGCUUCUCUCAGCAGUAGGCUAAAGACGUAUGCCAACUUCCCAGAAGCACCUCAGGAGGAGGCUUCUCUCAGCAAUAGGCUCAAGACGUAUGCCAACUUCCCAGAAGCACCUCAGGAGGAGGCUUCUCUCAGCAGUAGGCUAAAGACGUAUGCCAACUUCCCAGAAGCACCUCAGGAGGAGGAUUCUCUCAGCAAUAGGCUCAAGACGUAUGCCAACUUCCCAGAAGCACCUCAGGAGGAGGCUUCUCUCAGCAGUAGGCUCAAGACGUAUGCCAACUUCCCAGAAGCACCUCAGGAGGAGGCUUCUCUCAGCAGUAGGCUCAAGACGUAUGCCAACUUCCCAGAAGCACCUCAGGAGGAGGCUUCUCUCAGCAGUAGGCUCAAGACGUAUGCCAACUUCCCAGAAGCACCUCAGGAGGAGGCUUCUCUCAGCAGUAGGCUCAAGACGUAUGCCAACUUCCCAGAAGCACCUCAGGAGGAGGCUUCUCUCAGCAGUAGGCUCAAGACGUAUGCCAACUUCCCAGAAGCACCUCAGGAGGAGGCUUCUCUCAGCAGUAGGCUCAAGACGUAUGCCAACUUCCCAGAAGCACCUCAGGAGGAGGCUUCUCUCAGCAGUAGGCUCAAGACGUAUGCCAACUUCCCAGAAGCACCUCAGGAGGAGGCUUCUCUCAGCAGUAGGCUCAAGACGUAUGCCAACUUCCCAGAAGCACCUCAGGAGGAGGCUUCUCUCAGCAGUAGGCUCAAGACGUAUGCCAACUUCCCAGAAGCACCUCAGGAGGAGGCUUCUCUCAGCAGUAGGCUCAAGACGUAUGCCAACUUCCCAGAAGCACCUCAGGAGGAGGCUUCUCUCAGCAGUAGGCUCAAGACGUAUGCCAACUUCCCAGAAGCACCUCAGGAGGAGGCUUCUCUCAGCAGUAGGCUCAAGACGUAUGCCAACUUCCCAGAAGCACCUCAGGAGGAGGCUUCUCUCAGCAGUAGGCUCAAGACGUAUGCCAACUUCCCAGAAGCACCUCAGGAGGAGGCUUCUCUCAGCAGUAGGCUCAAGACGUAUGCCAACUUCCCAGAAGCACCUCAGGAGGAGGCUUCUCUCAGCAGUAGGCUCAAGACGUAUGCCAACUUCCCAGAAGCACCUCAGGAGGAGGCUUCUCUCAGCAGUAGGCUCAAGACGUAUGCCAACUUCCCAGAAGCACCUCAGGAGGAGGCUUCUCUCAGCAAUAGGCUCAAGACAUAUGCCAACUUCCCAGAAGCACCUCCGGAGGAGGCUUCUCUCAGCAAUAGGCUCAAGACGUAUGCCAACUUCCCAGAAGCACCUCAGGAGGAGGCUUCUCUCAGCAAUAGGCUCAAGACAUAUGCCAACUUCCCAGAAGCACCUCCGGAGGAGGCUUCUCUCAGCAAUAGGCUCAAGACGUAUGCCAACUUCCCAGAAGCACCUCAGGAGGAGGCUUCUCUCAGCAAUAGGCUCAAGACAUAUGCCAACUUCCCAGAAGCACCUCAGGAGGAGGCUUCUCUCAGCAAUAGGCUCAAGACGUAUGCCAACUUCCCAGAAGCACCUCCGGAGGAGGCUUCUCUCAGCAAUAGGCUCAAGACGUAUGCCAACUUCCCAGAAGCACCUCAGGAGGAGGCUUCUCUCAGCAAUAGGCUCAAGACGUAUGCCAACUUCCCAGAAGCACAUCAGGAGGAGGCUUCUCUCAGCAAUAGGCUCAAGACGUAUGCCAACUUCCCAGAAGCACCUCAGGAGGAGGCUUCUCUCAGCAAUAGGCUCAAGACGUAUGCCAACUUCCCAGAAGCACCUCAGGAGGAGGCUUCUCUCAGCAAUAGGCUCAAGACGUAUGCCAACUUCCCAGAAGCACAUCAGGAGGAGGCUUCUCUCAGCAAUAGGCUCAAGACGUAUGCCAACUUCCCAGAAGCACCUCAGGAGGAGGCUUCUCUCAGCAAUAGGCUCAAGACGUAUGCCAACUUCCCAGAAGCACCUCAGGAGGAGGCUUCUCUCAGCAAUAGGCUCAAGACGUAUGCCAACUUCCCAGAAGCACCUCAGGAGGAGGCUUCUCUCAGCAAUAGGCUCAAGUCGUAUGCCAACUUCCCAGAAGCACCUCAGGAGGAGGCUUCUCUCAGCAAUAGGCUCAAGACGUAUGCCAACUUCCCAGAAGCACCUCAGGAGGAGGCUUCUCUCAGCAAUAGGCUCAAGUCGUAUGCCAACUUCCCAGAAGCACCUCAGGAGGAGGCUUCUCUCAGCAAUAGGCUCAAGACGUAUGCCAACUUCCCAGAAGCACCUCAGGAGGAGGCUUCUCUCAGCAAUAGGCUCAAGACGUAUGCCAACUUCCCAGAAGCACCUCAGGAGGAGGCUUCUCUCAGCAAUAGGCUCAAGUCGUAUGCCAACUUCCCAGAAGCACCUCAGGAGGAGGCUUCUCUCAGCAAUAGGCUCAAGACGUAUGCCAACUUCCCAGAAGCACCUCAGGAGGAGGCUUCUCUCAGCAAUAGGCUCAAGACGUAUGCCAACUUCCCAGAAGCACCUCAGGAGGAGGCUUCUCUCAGCAAUAGGCUCAAGACGUAUGCCAACUUCCCAGAAGCACCUCAGGAGGAGGCUUCUCUCAGCAAUAGGCUCAAGACGUAUGCCAACUUCCCAGAAGCACCUCAGGAGGAGGCUUCUCUCAGCAAUAGGCUCAAGACGUAUGCCAACUUCCCAGAAGCACCUCAGGAGGAGGCUUCUCUCAGCAAUAGGCUCAAGACGUAUGCCAACUUCCCAGAAGCACCUCAGGAGGAGGCUUCUCUCAGCAAUAGGCUCAAGACGUAUGCCAACUUCCCAGAAGCACCUCAGGAGGAGGCUUCUCUCAGCAAUAGGCUCAAGACGUAUGCCAACUUCCCAGAAGCACCUCAGGAGGAGGCUUCUCUCAGCAAUAGGCUCAAGACGUAUGCCAACUUCCCAGAAGCACCUCAGGAGGAGGCUUCUCUCAGCAAUAGGCUCAAGACGUAUGCCAACUUCCCAGAAGCACCUCAGGAGGAGGCUUCUCUCAGCAAUAGGCUCAAGACGUAUGCCAACUUCCCAGAAGCACCUCAGGAGGAGGCUUCUCUCAGCAGUAGGCUCAAGACGUAUGCCAACUUCCCAGAAGCACCUCAGGAGGAGGCUUCUCUCAGCAAUAGGCUCAAGACGUAUGCCAACUUCCCAGAAGCACCUCAGGAGGAGGCUUCUCUCAGCAAUAGGCUCAAGACGUAUGCCAACUUCCCAGAAGCACCUCAGGAGGAGGCUUCUCUCAGCAAUAGGCUCAAGACGUAUGCCAACUUCCCAGAAGCACCUCAGGAGGAGGCUUCUCUCAGCAAUAGGCUCAAGACGUAUGCCAACUUCCCAGAAGCACCUCAGGAGGAGGCUUCUCUCAGCAAUAGGCUCAAGACGUAUGCCAACUUCCCAGAAGCACCUCAGGAGGAGGCUUCUCUCAGCAAUAGGCUCAAGACGUAUGCCAACUUCCCAGAAGCACCUCAGGAGGAGGCUUCUCUCAGCAAUAGGCUCAAGACGUAUGCCAACUUCCCAGAAGCACCUCAGGAGGAGGCUUCUCUCAGCAAUAGGCUCAAGACGUAUGCCAACUUCCCAGAAGCACCUCAGGAGGAGGCUUCUCUCAGCAAUAGGCUCAAGACGUAUGCCAACUUCCCAGAAGCACCUCAGGAGGAGGCUUCUCUCAGCAGUAGGCUCAAGACGUAUGCCAACUUCCCAGAAGCACCUCAGGAGGAGGCUUCUCUCAGCAAUAGGCUCAAGACGUAUGCCAACUUCCGAGAAGCACCUCAGGAGGAGGCUUCUCUCAGCAAUAGGCUCAAGACGUAUGCCAACUUCCGAGAAGCACCUCAGGAGGAGGCUUCUCUCAGCAAUAGGCUCAAGACGUAUGCCAACUUCCCAGAAGCACCUCAGGAGGAGGCUUCUCUCAGCAAUAGGCUCAAGACGUAUGCCAACUUCCCAGAAGCACCUCAGGAGGAGGCUUCUCUCAGCAAUAGGCUCAAGACGUAUGCCAACUUCCCAGAAGCACCUCAGGAGGAGGCUUCUCUCAGCAAUAGGCUCAAGACGUAUGCCAACUUCCCAGAAGCACCUCAGGAGGAGGCUUCUCUCAGCAGUAGGCUCAAGACGUAUGCCAACUUCCCAGAAGCACCUCAGGAGGAGGCUUCUCUCAGCAAUAGGCUCAAGACGUAUGCCAACUUCCCAGAAGCACCUCAGGAGGAGGCUUCUCUCAGCAAUAGGCUCAAGACGUAUGCCAACUUCCCAGAAGCACCUCAGGAGGAGGCUUCUCUCAGCAAUAGGCUCAAGACGUAUGCCAACUUCCCAGAAGCACCUCAGGAGGAGGCUUCUCUCAGCAGUAGGCUCAAGACGUAUGCCAACUUCCCAGAAGCACCUCAGGAGGAGGCUUCUCUCAGCAAUAGGCUCAAGACGUAUGCCAACUUCCCAGAAGCACCUCAGGAGGAGGCUUCUCUCAGCAGUAGGCUCAAGACGUAUGCCAUCUUCCCAGAAGCACCUCAGGAGGAGGCUUCUCUCAGCAGUAGGCUCAAGACGUAUGCCAUCUUCCCAGAAGCACCUCAGGAGGAGGCUUCUCUCAGCAGUAGGCUCAAGACGUAUGCCAACUUCCCAGAAGCACCUCAGGAGGAGGCUUCUCUCAGCAAUAGGCUCAAGACGUAUGCCAACUUCCCAGAAGCACCUCAGGAGGAGGCUUCUCUCAGCAGUAGGCUCAAGACGUAUGCCAACUUCCCAGAAGCACCUCAGGAGGAGGCUUCUCUCAGCAGUAGGCUCAAGACGUAUGCCAACUUCCCAGAAGCACCUCAGGAGGAGGCUUCUCUCAGCAAUAGGCUCAAGACGUAUGCCAACUUCCCAGAAGCACCUCAGGAGGAGGCUUCUCUCAGCAGUAGGCUCAAGACGUAUGCCAACUUCCCAGAAGCACCUCAGGAGGAGGCUUCUCUCAGCAAUAGGCUCAAGACGUAUGCCAACUUCCCAGAAGCACCUCAGGAGGAGGCUUCUCUCAGCAGUAGGCUCAAGACGUAUGCCAACUUCCCAGAAGCACCUCAGGAGGAGGCUUCUCUCAGCAAUAGGCUCAAGACGUAUGCCAACUUCCCAGAAGCACCUCAGGAGGAGGCUUCUCUCAGCAGUAGGCUCAAGACGUAUGCCAACUUCCCAGAAGCACCUCAGGAGGAGGCGUCUCUCAGCAAUAGGCUCAAGACGUAUGCCAACUUCCCAGAAGCACCUCAGGAGGAGGCUUCUCUCAGCAGUAGGCUCAAGACGUAUGCCAACUUCCCAGAAGCACCUCAGGAGGAGGCUUCUCUCAGCAAUAGGCUCAAGACGUAUGCCAACUUCCCAGAAGCACCUCAGGAGGAGGCUUCUCUCAGCAAUAGGCUCAAGACGUAUGCCAACUUCCCAGAAGCACCUCAGGAGGAGGCGUCUCUCAGCAAUAGGCUCAAGACGUAUGCCAACUUCCCAGAAGCACCUCAGGAGGAGGCUUCUCUCAGCAAUAGGCUCAAGACGUAUGCCAACUUCCCAGAAGCACCUCAGGAGGAGGCUUCUCUCAGCAAUAGGUUCAAGACGUAUGCCAACUUCCCAGAAGCACCUCAGGAGGAGGCUUCUCUCAGCAAUAGGCUCAAGACGUAUGCCAACUUCCCAGAAGCACCUCAGGAGGAGGCUUCUCUCAGCAAUAGGCUCAAGACGUAUGCCAACUUCCCAGAAGCACCUCCGGAGGAGGCUUCUCUCAGCAAUAGGCUCAAGACGUAUGCCAACUUCCCAGAAGCACCUCAGGAGGAGGCUUCUCUCAGCAAUAGGCUCAAGACGUAUGCCAACUUCCCAGAAGCACCUCCGGAGGAGGCUUCUCUCAGCAAUAGGCUCAAGACGUAUGCCAACUUCCCAGAAGCACCUCAGGAGGAGGCUUCUCUCAGCAAUAGGCUCAAGACGUAUGCCAACUUCCCAGAAGCACCUCAGGAGGAGGCUUCUCUCAGCAGUAGGCUCAAGACGUAUGCCAACUUCCCAGAAGCACCUCAGGAGGAGGCUUCUCUCAGCAAUAGGCUCAAGACGUAUGCCAACUUCCCAGAAGCACCUCAGGAGGAGGCUUCUCUCAGCAAUAGGCUCAAGACGUAUGCCAACUUCCCAGAAGCACCUCCGGAGGAGGCUUCUCUCAGCAAUAGGGUCAAGACGUAUGCCAACUUCCCAGAAGCACCUCAGGAGGAGGCUUCUCUCAGCAGUAGGCUCAAGACGUAUGCCAACUUCCCAGAAGCACCUCAGGAGGAGGCUUCUCUCAGCAAUAGGCUCAAGACGUAUGCCAACUUCCCAGAAGCACCUCAGGAGGAGGCUUCUCUCAGCAAUAGGCUCAAGACGUAUGCCAACUUCCCAGAAGCACCUCCGGAGGAGGCUUCUCUCAGCAAUAGGGUCAAGACGUAUGCCAACUUCCCAGAAGCACCUCAGGAGGAGGCUUCUCUCAGCAGUAGGCUCAAGACGUAUGCCAACUUCCCAGAAGCACCUCAGGAGGAGGCUUCUCUCAGCAAUAGGCUCAAGACGUAUGCCAACUUCCCAGAAGCACCUCAGGAGGAGGCUUCUCUCAGCAAUAGGCUCAAGACGUAUGCCAACUUCCCAGAAGCACCUCCGGAGGAGGCUUCUCUCAGCAAUAGGCUCAAGACGUAUGCCAACUUCCCAGAAGCACCUCAGGAGGAGGCUUCUCUCAGCAAUAGGCUCAAGACGUAUGCCAACUUCCCAGAAGCACCUCAGGAGGAGGCUUCUCUCAGCAAUAGGCUCAAGACGUAUGCCAACUUCCCAGAAGCACCUCAGGAGGAGGCUUCUCUCAGCAAUAGGCUCAAGACGUAUGCCAACUUCCCAGAAGCACCUCAGGAGGAGGCUUCUCUCAGCAAUAGGCUCAAGACGUAUGCCAACUUCCCAGAAGCACCUCAGGAGGAGGCUUCUCUCAGCAAUAGGCUCAAGACAUAUGCCAACUUCCCAGAAGCACCUCCGGAGGAGGCUUCUCUCAGCAAUAGGCUCAAGACGUAUGCCAACUUCCCAGAAGCACCUCAGGAGGAGGCUUCUCUCAGCAAUAGGCUCAAGACGUAUGCCAACUUCCCAGAAGCACCUCCGGAGGAGGCUUCUCUCAGCAAUAGGCUCAAGACGUAUGCCAACUUCCCAGAAGCACCUCAGGAGGAGGCUUCUCUCAGCAGUAGGCUCAAGACGUAUGCCAACUUCCCAGAAGCACCUCAGGAGGAGGCUUCUCUCAGCAAUAGGCUCAAGACGUAUGCCAACUUCCCAGAAGCACCUCCGGAGGAGGCUUCUCUCAGCAAUAGGAUCAAGACGUAUGCCAACUUCCCAGAAGCACCUCAGGAGGAGGCUUCUCUCAGCAAUAGGCUCAAGACGUAUGCCAACUUCCCAGAAGCACCUCAGGAGGAGGCUUCUCUCAGCAAUAGGCUCAAGACGUAUGCCAACUUCCCAGAAGCACCUCAGGAGGAGGCUUCUCUCAGCAAUAGGCUCAAGACAUAUGCCAACUUCCCAGAAGCACCUCCGGAGGAGGCUUCUCUCAGCAAUAGGCUCAAGACGUAUGCCAACUUCCCAGAAGCACCUCCGGAGGAGGCUUCUCUCAGCAAUAGGCUCAAGACGUAUGCCAACUUCCCAGAAGCACCUCAGGAGGAGGCUUCUCUCAGCAAUAGGCUCAAGACGUAUGCCAAGUUCCCAGAAGCACCUCAGGAGGAGGCUUCUCUCAGCAGUAGGCUCAAGACGUAUGCCAACUUCCCAGAAGCACCUCAGGAGGAGGCUUCUCUCAGCAAUAGGCUCAAGACGUAUGCCAACUUCCCAGAAGCACCUCAGGAGGAGGCUUCUCUCAGCAAUAGGCUCAAGACGUAUGCCAACUUCCCAGAAGCACCUCCGGAGGAGGCUUCUCUCAGCAAUAGGGUCAAGACGUAUGCCAACUUCCCAGAAGCACCUCAGGAGGAGGCUUCUCUCAGCAGUAGGCUCAAGACGUAUGCCAAGUUCCCAGAAGCACCUCAGGAGGAGGCUUCUCUCAGCAGUAGGCUCAAGACGUAUGCCAACUUCCCAGAAGCACCUCAGGAGGAGGCUUCUCUCAGCAAUAGGCUCAAGACGUAUGCCAACUUCCCAGAAGCACCUCAGGAGGAGGCUUCUCUCAGCAAUAGGCUCAAGACGUAUGCCAACUUCCCAGAAGCACCUCCGGAGGAGGCUUCUCUCAGCAAUAGGGUCAAGACGUAUGCCAACUUCCCAGAAGCACCUCAGGAGGAGGCUUCUCUCAGCAGUAGGCUCAAGACGUAUGCCAACUUCCCAGAAGCACCUCAGGAGGAGGCUUCUCUCAGCAAUAGGCUCAAGACGUAUGCCAACUUCCCAGAAGCACCUCAGGAGGAGGCUUCUCUCAGCAAUAGGCUCAAGACGUAUGCCAACUUCCCAGAAGCACCUCCGGAGGAGGCUUCUCUCAGCAAUAGGCUCAAGACGUAUGCCAACUUCCCAGAAGCACCUCAGGAGGAGGCUUCUCUCAGCAAUAGGCUCAAGACGUAUGCCAACUUCCCAGAAGCACCUCAGGAGGAGGCUUCUCUCAGCAAUAGGCUCAAGACAUAUGCCAACUUCCCAGAAGCACCUCCGGAGGAGGCUUCUCUCAGCAAUAGGCUCAAGACGUAUGCCAACUUCCCAGAAGCACCUCAGGAGGAGGCUUCUCUCAGCAAUAGGCUCAAGACAUAUGCCAACUUCCCAGAAGCACCUCCGGAGGAGGCUUCUCUCAGCAAUAGGCUCAAGACGUAUGCCAACUUCCCAGAAGCACCUCAGGAGGAGGCUUCUCUCAGCAAUAGGCUCAAGACGUAUGCCAACUUCCCAGAAGCACCUCAGGAGGAGGCUUCUCUCAGCAAUAGGCUCAAGACGUAUGCCAACUUCCCAGAAGCACCUCCGGAGGAGGCUUCUCUCAGCAAUAGGCUCAAGACGUAUGCCAACUUCCCAGAAGCACCUCAGGAGGAGGCUUCUCUCAGCAAUAGGCUCAAGACGUAUGCCAACUUCCCAGAAGCACCUCAGGAGGAGGCUUCUCUCAGCAAUAGGCUCAAGACGUAUGCCAACUUCCCAGAAGCACCUCAGGAGGAGGCUUCUCUCAGCAAUAGGCUCAAGACGUAUGCCAACUUCCCAGAAGCACCUCAGGAGGAGGCUUCUCUCAGCAAUAGGCUCAAGACAUAUGCCAACUUCCCAGAAGCACCUCCGGAGGAGGCUUCUCUCAGCAAUAGGCUCAAGACGUAUGCCAACUUCCCAGAAGCACCUCAGGAGGAGGCUUCUCUCAGCAAUAGGCUCAAGACGUAUGCCAACUUCCCAGAAGCACCUCAGGAGGAGGCUUCUCUCAGCAAUAGGCUCAAGACGUAUGCCAACUUCCCAGAAGCACCUCCGGAGGAGGCUUCUCUCAGCAAUAGGCUCAAGACGUAUGCCAACUUCCCAGAAGCACCUCAGGAGGAGGCUUCUCUCAGCAAUAGGCUCAAGACGUAUGCCAACUUCCCAGAAGCACCUCAGGAGGAGGCUUCUCUCAGCAAUAGGCUCAAGACGUAUGCCAACUUCCCAGAAGCACCUCAGGAGGAGGCUUCUCUCAGCAAUAGGCUCAAGACGUAUGCCAACUUCCCAGAAGCACCUCAGGAGGAGGCUUCUCUCAGCAAUAGGCUCAAGUCGUAUGCCAACUUCCCAGAAGCACCUCAGGAGGAGGCUUCUCUCAGCAAUAGGCUCAAGACGUAUGCCAACUUCCCAGAAGCACCUCAGGAGGAGGCUUCUCUCAGCAAUAGGCUCAAGACGUAUGCCAACUUCCCAGAAGCACCUCAGGAGGAGGCUUCUCUCAGCAAUAGGCUCAAGACGUAUGCCAACUUCCCAGAAGCACCUCAGGAGGAGGCUUCUCUCAGCAAUAGGCUCAAGACGUAUGCCAACUUCCCAGAAGCACCUCAGGAGGAGGCUUCUCUCAGCAAUAGGCUCAAGACGUAUGCCAACUUCCCAGAAGCACCUCAGGAGGAGGCUUCUCUCAGCAAUAGGCUCAAGACGUAUGCCAACUUCCCAGAAGCACCUCAGGAGGAGGCUUCUCUCAGCAAUAGGCUCAAGACGUAUGCCAACUUCCCAGAAGCACCUCAGGAGGAGGCUUCUCUCAGCAGUAGGCUCAAGACGUAUGCCAACUUCCCAGAAGCACCUCAGGAGGAGGCUUCUCUCAGCAAUAGGCUCAAGACGUAUGCCAACUUCCCAGAAGCACCUCAGGAGGAGGCUUCUCUCAGCAGUAGGCUCAAGACGUAUGCCAUCUUCCCAGAAGCACCUCAGGAGGAGGCUUCUCUCAGCAGUAGGCUCAAGACGUAUGCCAACUUCCCAGAAGCACCUCAGGAGGAGGCUUCUCUCAGCAAUAGGCUCAAGACAUAUGCCAACUUCCCAGAAGCACCUCCGGAGGAGGCUUCUCUCAGCAAUAGGCUCAAGACGUAUGCCAACUUCCCAGAAGCACCUCAGGAGGAGGCUUCUCUCAGCAAUAGGCUCAAGACAUAUGCCAACUUCCCAGAAGCACCUCCGGAGGAGGCUUCUCUCAGCAAUAGGCUCAAGACGUAUGCCAACUUCCCAGAAGCACCUCAGGAGGAGGCUUCUCUCAGCAAUAGGCUCAAGACGUAUGCCAACUUCCCAGAAGCACCUCAGGAGGAGGCUUCUCUCAGCAAUAGGCUCAAGACGUAUGCCAACUUCCCAGAAGCACCUCAGGAGGAGGCUUCUCUCAGCAAUAGGCUCAAGACGUAUGCCAACUUCCCAGAAGCACCUCAGGAGGAGGCUUCUCUCAGCAAUAGGCUCAAGACGUAUGCCAACUUCCCAGAAGCACCUCAGGAGGAGGCUUCUCUCAGCAAUAGGCUCAAGACGUAUGCCAACUUCCCAGAAGCACCUCCGGAGGAGGCUUCUCUCAGCAAUAGGCUCAAGACGUAUGCCAACUUCCCAGAAGCACCUCAGGAGGAGGCUUCUCUCAGCAAUAGGCUCAAGACGUAUGCCAACUUCCCAGAAGCACCUCAGGAGGAGGCUUCUCUCAGCAAUAGGCUCAAGACGUAUGCCAACUUCCCAGAAGCACCUCAGGAGGAGGCUUCUCUCAGCAAUAGGCUCAAGACGUAUGCCAACUUCCCAGAAGCACCUCAGGAGGAGGCUUCUCUCAGCAAUAGGCUCAAGACGUAUGCCAACUUCCCAGAAGCACCUCAGGAGGAGGCUUCUCUCAGCAAUAGGCUCAAGACGUAUGCCAACUUCCCAGAAGCACCUCAGGAGGAGGCUUCUCUCAGCAAUAGGCUCAAGACGUAUGCCAACUUCCCAGAAGCACCUCAGGAGGAGGCUUCUCUCAGCAAUAGGCUCAAGUCGUAUGCCAACUUCCCAGAAGCACCUCAGGAGGAGGCUUCUCUCAGCAAUAGGCUCAAGACGUAUGCCAACUUCCCAGAAGCACCUCAGGAGGAGGCUUCUCUCAGCAAUAGGCUCAAGACGUAUGCCAACUUCCCAGAAGCACCUCAGGAGGAGGCUUCUCUCAGCAAUAGGCUCAAGACGUAUGCCAACUUCCCAGAAGCACCUCAGGAGGAGGCUUCUCUCAGCAAUAGGCUCAAGACGUAUGCCAACUUCCCAGAAGCACCUCAGGAGGAGGCUUCUCUCAGCAAUAGGCUCAAGACGUAUGCCAACUUCCCAGAAGCACCUCAGGAGGAGGCUUCUCUCAGCAAUAGGCUCAAGACGUAUGCCAACUUCCCAGAAGCACCUCAGGAGGAGGCUUCUCUCAGCAGUAGGCUCAAGACGUAUGCCAACUUCCCAGAAGCACCUCAGGAGGAGGCUUCUCUCAGCAAUAGGCUCAAGACGUAUGCCAACUUCCCAGAAGCACCUCAGGAGGAGGCUUCUCUCAGCAAUAGGCUCAAGACGUAUGCCAACUUCCCAGAAGCACCUCAGGAGGAGGCUUCUCUCAGCAAUAGGCUCAAGACGUAUGCCAACUUCCCAGAAGCACCUCAGGAGGAGGCUUCUCUCAGCAAUAGGCUCAAGACGUAUGCCAACUUCCCAGAAGCACCUCAGGAGGAGGCUUCUCUCAGCAAUAGGCUCAAGACGUAUGCCAACUUCCCAGAAGCACCUCAGGAGGAGGCUUCUCUCAGCAGUAGGCUCAAGACGUAUGCCAACUUCCCAGAAGCACCUCAGGAGGAGGCUUCUCUCAGCAGUAGGCUCAAGACGUAUGCCAUCUUCCCAGAAGCACCUCAGGAGGAGGCUUCUCUCAGCAGUAGGCUCAAGACGUAUGCCAACUUCCCAGAAGCACCUCAGGAGGAGGCUUCUCUCAGCAAUAGGCUCAAGACGUAUGCCAACUUCCCAGAAGCACCUCAGGAGGAGGCUUCUCUCAGCAAUAGGCUCAAGACGUAUGCCAACUUCCCAGAAGCACCUCAGGAGGAGGCUUCUCUCAGCAAUAGGCUCAAGACGUAUGCCAACUUCCCAGAAGCACCUCAGGAGGAGGCUUCUCUCAGCAGUAGGCUCAAGACGUAUGCCAACUUCCCAGAAGCACCUCAGGAGGAGGCUUCUCUCAGCAAUAGGCUCAAGACGUAUGCCAACUUCCCAGAAGCACCUCAGGAGGAGGCUUCUCUCAGCAGUAGGCUCAAGACGUAUGCCAACUUCCCAGAAGCACCUCAGGAGGAGGCUUCUCUCAGCAGUAGGCUCAAGACGUAUGCCAACUUCCCAGAAGCACCUCAGGAGGAGGCUUCUCUCAGCAAUAGGCUCAAGACGUAUGCCAACUUCCCAGAAGCACCUCAGGAGGAGGCUUCUCUCAGCAGUAGGCUCAAGACGUAUGCCAACUUCCCAGAAGCACCUCAGGAGGAGGCUUCUCUCAGCAGUAG
Messenger RNA from Rangifer tarandus platyrhynchus (Svalbard reindeer), 17687 nucleotides. The record is from the annotation of a GenBank genome assembly. Lineage: Eukaryota; Metazoa; Chordata; Mammalia; Artiodactyla; Cervidae.